Messenger RNA from Mytilus californianus (California mussel), 2347 nucleotides. RefSeq lists its product as uncharacterized. The record is from RefSeq and is a predicted model, not a curated record. Gene Ontology annotation, molecular function: protein binding. Lineage: Eukaryota; Metazoa; Mollusca; Bivalvia; Mytilida; Mytilidae. The coding region runs from base 766 to 2256 and encodes 496 amino acids. The transcript is spliced from 14 exons.
UUCAGGUAGAAAAAUUGUUAACCUGCAUGUGUGUUCGUAAAAAUCAAAGUGCAGCGAUAAUGGUAUAAUAAAUUGUGAUUUUAGUUUCACACGGUUUUCUUAUGCAUACCAAAGUAUACUUCAUUUAAAUUGAAUCUAUUUAAUUCAUUUCAAAUUUAGCCAGUUCAAAUAUACAUAUGAACGAACAAUGGGCGGACAUACACCUAUUUUCAGUGACUUUAAAAUAUAAUGAGUCUUAGUUUAUUUAUAAAAAAAUGGCACUCGAAAAAAGCAAAUAUUAUUUUUCUGAUGAACCGAAAUCAGAAUUUGUUUGCAUAACGUUAUUGUUAGAUUUGCUUUCAAUAAAUUUAAACACUCAAAUUGACAGAAAGAUUAUUAAUUAAAAGGGUUUGAAGUUUAAGCGAUAAAGAAUAAAAGAAAUAAUCCGAAAAAUGAAAGAUUAACUUAUGGAUUAUAUCAACCGAGCAGUGACACUACGCCAUAACAGUGAAUUGGUGCUAUUGUCGUCGGGCAAUGAGACACCUAACAACAACCGUUAAUGUGAAAGUGAGAACUACACAAAUAACAUAAUAAUUCAACCAUUUUAAAAUCUCGAGUGUAAACUAGGAUUCCGUACAAGAUCCGAUAUUGAUAAAUAAACAAACAUAUUACUUGACUUCAAAUAGAACGAAGACAUGAGUAUAUGAUAAGAUUUAUUAGUGCUUUCCUCAAAUAAUUUACAAAUAUACCUCUUGGAUAAAUUUUGAUUAUUUUAUCAAAUACACAAUGGAGAAAUGGACUUGGAAUUUCAGAAAUAUGGAUCAUCUUCAUAUAGCAGUCAACUCUACUAUUAGACAUAUUAUGCAAAAUGAAAGGAGUAAAAAAUGGAACAAGGUUAUAGAAAAUUAUAAGAUACUACUCUUUAUGGUCAGCAAAAAGAACCUUCCUGAGGAUUACGAACCUCCGCCAUCAUACAAUAUGCUGUUGUAUGAAAUUUACUAUCAUUUAGGAGUAGCUUAUCAACAUUUGAAAAAUCCGAAAAAGUCCGCUGAAAGUUUUACUAGUGCAAUUUCAGCUGUUUCAGCUCCAAAGAACGGAUGUUUGGCCGGAUGUGUAACAAACUCUUGUUUGAUGACACCAUUGCAUGCCAGGCGAGCGUUUUCUUACUCCCAAAUGGGUGAACAUGAGAAAGCGUUAAAAGAUGCAGAAAGAUGUGUUGUACUUGACAGCAGAAACCCCGACUUGUAUUGUAUCAGAGCUUUAGUCAAGAGUACAAUGGACAAGGACAGUUGGACAUAUAAAGGAAAUGGUAGAAGAACAGAUCUUAAUUUCAUGGCAGAUCUUGAUAUUGCAUUGAAACUCAAUUCAAAACAUACCUGUGCUUUGGUUCUACGAUCUGCUAUGUUGGAAGAACAGUCCAUUGCCGCUCGAGGUACAAUACCAGUUUACCAGAUAGAGACGGAUCAAUGUAGAAAUAUUACGACUUUUACUCACCCAUCAAUACUGGAGUUUUAUGACAAAUACUUGUAUCCAUUAAGUGUUCCACAUACAAUAAUUUCGAUUAACCUUACACCAGAUAAACCAAACAAGAAAAAGCUGGAGUGCAAGCAACUACAAGAAUAUAACAGAUCACCAAAUGCAAAUUCUCCAAACGAACAAGAAAUAUCUGUACAGCAACCUCCCUUUAGAUGUGGGACACCAGGAGGCACAGGCAAUGAUCGCUCGUCAGUUAGACGAAGACAUGACUAUGCGAAAGCAAUUCAGAAAUUUAUGUCCCGACCGAAAACAGCUUCUGAUUACUUUGCUCAGUUAGAACGUGGAAUGAAACUGAAAGCACAAAAAGAGGAAAUAGAAAGUAGACGGGCAAUUUCUGCGGGAACCUGCAGACAGCAAAUUAAUUCAAAAAAUUUAUCAAAGACUUCAAAUUUAUCUCAAUCUGUAUCAACUAUACAUUCACCAACAAGAAUGUAUGAGCAAAAAGAAAACCUAUCACCUUCUACUCAGCCUUCACCGUCUAGUCACAAUCGUAUGUUAAUGUGUUCAAAACUUCAGAAUGUUUUCAAAAAGCCUGGCACUGCUACAACGCAUAAGACUGGAACUAGUAUAGCGACCAAGACUUCCGAGUUUGUUGUUCCAACGCCGGAGACUUAUUCAAUACCUGUUUUCCAACCAGUCAACAUCAGAGAAGCUCCUCGUAUGUACUAUAAGCCUUGGAAAGGAGACAAACUUCCUGUUGCUGAAAUAAGGAGAAAAGCUUUUACUCCAAAAUUUAUAUGAAAAAUAUAUAUAAACUUAUACGUGUCAACUGGCGAUCUCAAAGUGUUGUGUAUUGUUAAACAUAUUUUAAUAAAGAAUCUAUGUUAUGCAA